Molecule: messenger RNA, 5648 nt
Organism: Dicentrarchus labrax (European seabass)
Lineage: Eukaryota; Metazoa; Chordata; Actinopteri; Moronidae
Product: RE1-silencing transcription factor
Exons: 2
Coding region: 552-3110 (852 amino acids)
Biological process (GO): regulation of DNA-templated transcription
Molecular function (GO): RNA polymerase II cis-regulatory region sequence-specific DNA binding; DNA-binding transcription factor activity, RNA polymerase II-specific
Source: RefSeq, a predicted model, not a curated record
UAAUGAGAGCACAUAUAGGAGGUUUGCGUGGUGCUCGUUCAAGAAUAGCGCCUACGCUGCACCCAGCUCCUCAGCUGUCAAGAAAAACAAAAUAAAAACUUAAAGUUCCGGUCACAACCUUCAAAAUAAUGUUUACUCCCAUAACAACAUGCACCAAAAAAUGGUUUAGCAGCAUAAAAGAUGCCCAAACUAAAGCCAGUAUAUCAGAGAGGUGGUUAUUAUCGAAUAAAUCCGAACAACUAACGUGUAAGAGCGUUAUUAUCUCUACUCUGCGCUAUUAUUUUGAAGGCAGGAGCAACCCUUUUCCGGAAUAGUUGCAGCUAGCUAUAGAUGGCUAGCGACAGGCUAAAUCAAAGCGGCUCGGUUGGCCGCGUUGACAAGCGCUAGUAUCACGUCCACAGAAAGGAUUUAUUCACUUAAAAACAUAUACGAGACCAAAACGCUGCUAAACAACACUCCUAUAAGGGUGGGAGACAUCUCAUUUGUGAGUUCACGGUUGCAUCAGCCCUCCCUCCUCUGAGGACUGAGCUCUGGACGUCAGGUGAAGAUGGAUGCCUACUCCACUGUUUAAUUGCAGCCUGUUAAACUUGUGGGACCUGCUGCCAGAUGACCAGUGGACCUCAGCGCUCAACAUGAAGCCUGUCAGCUAUCAAAGCAUGCCAUCGUCCAUGAAUGGUGGACAUCCGGCUUUGGAUCGUGUGUUAGGCACCUCAAAUGUGAUGUAUUGUGAGAAAUGUGGCUUCGGUUCUACAGACGCCGCCGCGUUCAAGAAGCAUAUGGUCGAGCAUAUGGGGACACGGUUUUACUGUUUCUAUUGCAACAAUGUCUCAUUCAGUGAGGCAGAGUUAAACGCUCACCUGAAGCAACACACUGCAAAGUAUCCAUUCAAAUGUCCUCACUGUGGACAGGGCUACAUGAGGAGGCUGUGCCUUGUGAAGCACAUUGACCGUUUGCAUAGUAAAGGCAUUAGUUUUGGACCUGCCAAGCCUGGCACGACAAAAAAUUCACACGUUCCUGUCUCCAGUGCCUUACCAAGUGUUCCCACUGCUGACACUUCGUCAAUUCGACCACUCGUUCGGGUGACAGUGCCCACCCCGAGUGUAUCUGCAUUCAGGCUGGGUAAAGAUGAACAGAGGGGGAAAACACUGGACACAAAUGUAUCAAACGCCCCUAACGGUAACGCAGAACUUUUGUCCCCUUUGAAUGGACUCAUUCAGCACAACAGGGCUUUAACGGUCUCACUUCCAGAGGAGGUAACCAUUCCUGCUGGCUGUUUGGUUGAACUUGUUGAGGUGAAAACUGUCAACGGGACGAAGGAGCUAAAGCUGAGGCUCGUCUCUCAACAAGAAAACGAGUCUGUGAUAAAAGACACAAGGACCUCAGUCUCUCAAAACACGGCGCUGGGAAAGCCACUUUCCUCCACGUUAAAUCAUCCAAAUACGGUGAAGUCUACAAGUUUGGGGAUGUGCACGGUUAACAGGAAACAGUAUGAAACAAAGACUGUGAAUGUGGAUCGUCCUGCUGUCGUUCCAGUCAAUAUUUCCAAAAACCUCCCCCCUCAAAUCAACAAAGACAAAAGUGUGUUAAAAAGAACAUCACAAGAAAUAAUCAACCUGGAAUGUCACACACCCAUACCAAACAAGGUUCCCAAAAGCACCCUCAAUCCUGCAAGAGAAGGAAAUAGUGGGAUCAAAGUCACACAGAGAGAACCUGUGAACCACAAUGCUGCUCCGCCUGCUAUUACCUCCACCAGGGUUGCCAACAGGCUGACUAGCACCCUGCAUCCAGACAACAUGGGAGCAUGUGUUUCUCAGAGAGCAGUGGAUGAGAGAAAGAAUUUAAUUCCAGAGCAUUCCAAGAGUAUCCCACCCAGGAGGGCAAGUGACAUAAAAAGCAUUCCCCGAGAUGGGUCUGUGGCUGUUAAGCUAGAGCCCAGGGAGAUCAACUUCAAGAACAACGCUGCUUCAAAAAUAAAGAACCAGCAAAGUUUAAAAUCAGCUUCCCCUUCCCUGAGCGUUCCCUCAGCUGCAGCGGCCCAAGUAAGACCUCCAGCGAUUUUAGUUUGUAAGGAUAAUGUUGUAAGUGCAUCUUUUUCAGUACCCAGGACUCUAAAUGAGCUCACAUCGUUCAAAAUGCCCGUCCUUUCUAAUCGCACAAAUUCAAAGAUCUCUGCAUGGAACCAGGAAAGCAGAUCCAACGAGAGAACCGAUCCAGACCCGCCAGAACCGGAGGGCUUUCCAGUCAUCUCGUCUGUGUUUUCAUUAUGUCAACAACCGGAGGACGUGCAAGGCUCCAUUCAACCACUGGUGAUGGCUCUGCGCGGCAUCGUAAUGGAUAAAAGCAACAGUUCCGGUAGUACGAUGCGAGAUCACGUUAAGAUACCGGGCAGCACACAGCGGAUGAAGGAGGCGGCACCGUCGGGGCACUGUGCUCAGGUGGCCACAAAGGAUGGAUCCUUCAUCCGUGACCUUUUACUGGCAGGGCGGACCAGUGAGUCUGUAAAAGUAGAGGAGCAACACAGGGGUAUCCAGAACCCUCCUGCACUGACCAACAACCAUACCCACGUCAAGGAGGAAAAAAAUAACACUGCGCCAACAAACAACAAUCAAUGCAGUCAGGCUCCCGAAUCGAAAUUGUCAACAGAUAAGGAAGCUGUUUCUGAAACUGCAGCACAUGUAGAUGGAUCUGGGACUGCAGACCCCCUACAGCAAAUGGAAAAAAGUGACCAUGACAUCUCCUCAAAGUUCCUGACUGUCUCUCUGAAAAGGGUACAAGUAGGCGUGUGGAAAAAAAACAAGAAGGGACUGAAACUUAGAAUUUCCAAAUACAAGACUCAGGUGCCUAUGGACGGUCUAACUGAUUGCACAGUUAUUCACCCGAUGCCGCUGAAGGUGGACCAACUGGUGAAACGGCCGGGCCCGAACCAGCCCGUGGUGGUGCUCAAUCACCCGAAGCCCCGGGCCUCCAUACAAGGAGCGAGAGCAGACACUUUAGCUGACACCGGAGCCUCUGAGGUGGUUCCAAAGUGCCAAAUCUUGAAAAUGAGGCUGAGCAAAGUGAUGGGGCAGAAGUACGAGGUGAUGGGUUGCACUGUCGGAGUCUUUCCAUGAAUCUAUCAGUGUAUCAGCGGACAGCAGUGUACAUUUCUGAGGAAAUACCUAGUAUUACAAUGGGAAGAUGUUGGCUUAAAAAUAAUAAUACCGGGCACUUAUUUUUUCUUUAUGGGAGCUUAAGGUUAGAAAAAAUGGACAUAUUAGAAUCACUGAGCAUUAUGUUGUACUAAUGUUGUUUAUAUAGGCAUGGAGUAUUCAAGUGCAAUGCAGUUUGGCUGCUUUGAUAGACGAUGGACCUCCUGCUGUAGCAGAUCGCAGUCACUAAUACACAGAUGUCAGGUACUGUUUCAGACGGUCAGAGUUAAGGGAUAAAUGCAUGCUGUUUACUUAAAGAGGAUAACAUACUGUAUUUCCUUUCUGUUUGCAUCAGUUCACUAUUCGUCUGGCUCCUCCAAGAUACAACCCGAAUUAGGCGCAGUACCUCCUGAGAUGAUCAAAUCUGUGUGUGCGCUAACCCACUCAGACCAGAACCACUGCCAUGAAGAUGCAGAACAUGCACACCUCUCAAUUUUUAAUGACAGGAAAAUCUGUGCUGGGUGUUAAGUAAUUGUGAUGAUCUAUAUGUGAGAUGUAAUUUCUUGGGUUCAUGGGUUGAACCUAACAUGCAGUAUGUAUCACAAAAACAAUGUAAAAAUGGCCUAUUCAAGGAGUAAUCCCCAUUUUAUUUUGUUAAUGUUCAGAUUAACAGAAUGUUUUUCAAAUUGGUCAAUUUCACAUCAGCAUAUAUGGGCACAAAGCGCCUACAAGCCUCUAAAAUGUUUUGCUUCAACAGUGCCCCUCUUUUCUUCUUCUGUUUAUGAUGAAGGCUGCUUGUAUAGACACUAAAACUGCACCCAAAAAGUCAACAUUUUAACACUGAUAAGCUUAUAACUGGUCAAAAAAAGGCAUGUCCCAAUUCAAAAGCCACUCCAAAUAUUGGCCAGAGAAAUGUGAUUUUUGUUAGAGAUCAAAGCCAGCGUCAUAUGUGCAGCUCAGUAUCCUUUUUUUUUAAAUAUGUAUGGCGUCUCAGUAGUGUCGUGGUGCAUUCAGGUACUCUUUGCAAAAAAUUGUACCAGAUGGUCAUCAGUCACUGGUAAACCGGUCGGAUAAACUGGAGCAAUGACAAAAUCCCUGCCAGGUGUAAAUAGUGGAAGGUAGGCAUACACACCACAGUUUGUUUUUGUUAUCUGGUUGGAUGUGUUGCUUAUCACUGGGUCUUGCAGAGAAAUAGAAGUUUUAUUUGCCAAUUGUCCUUGAUGUGUUGUGAAGUGAAAUAAUCUGUAAACUUGGGUAUUAUGGAAUGUGACCCAGUUUCCCACCAGUAUUGACCACUUUGCUGGCCAUUCUCGGUGAUGAACUUGAAUGUGUUUGACUUUACCAGCUGACGAGGAGUGCCUGAAUGCACCGUUAGUUUUGGUUUUUGUAAGGCUAAAGCUAAAAGCUAAAAUGUUGACUAUUCCUAAUAGCCCUGAGUACAGAUGGAUAAGGAAGGUACAUUGAUUAAUUAUUGCUUUCUGUUUGAAACUGUACGAGAAAGCUCAAAGGGCAAAAGUAAAGACUUAAAGAAUGCCUUUUUAUUUAAUUGUUCUGAUGAUUGCUGUAUGGAUUUCAAUAUUUUUACCACACAGGUGUUUUGUUUUCAUUGAAUUUAAAUAUUUAAUUAAUCACAUAUAUUUUGUGAUUGACUUAUUAGUUCCAGAAACAAGUGUUCAAAAAUCAUCUUGAAUCAUUGUUGCACUAUGCUUUACAGUUUGGUUUCUUUAAUGUCACAACGUCCAUGAUAGCCUCUUUACAGAAGAUGGUGGAGCUCCUUAAACAGUGGUGGAGAAUGAGAUGGAUAAAAGCAGCCUAAACUAGUUUAUUACUGUAACAGAAAGCCACGUACUUUAAUUUUUUUCUUAUGUCACCGCCAUGUACAUACUCUGUGGUGAUUGGGGGGCCAUUGUAAACCUGUUGAAACUUGUAUAUUUUUCAAAACCCAUCAAAAGGACAUAAGCAAUCUUUUAUCCAAAUACUUUUCAAAUCUGUGUUCUCUUCUUACGACAGCAUUACAACACCUGUGUGUUCUUGUUUAUAAUGUUAUCAUGAUGUAUGAGGUGCUAGACCUAUGAUGAAAUUUAUAGGUUUUGGUUACCCACCGUUUUUAUUGUAUAUAUAUGUUUUGAUCACCCACAGAUUUUAUUGUGUAUAUACUUAUAUAUAUAUAUAAAUAUAUAUAAAACGUGAUGACUGGUGUUCAUACUCAGUAGGGAAUGGUUAACAUUCCUCAGCCUCUUCUGCAGCAGCAGAUAUGUUGUGCUUUACUUUCUCAACGCUGCAGUGUGUCAAGCUGCCGUGCAGUCUUUGUUAUCUAUAAUUAUUUUAAAGGUGUGACAGUUCUUUAUGAGUAUUUUGCUUUGCCCUUCAUUCACUCAUUUGUGUGUCAGUUAGUCAUGUUACUGUUAAAACUAUUUUUGGUUCUCUCCAUUCUCAGUGGUCAUCAUUGUGUUCCAUGCUUUUAUAAUAACAAUUGUGUAACCCCUCUUUUCUAUUAAAACAAAGUAAACAUGAUCACAA